AUGCCGUUCAAGCUCGAAUCUGUAUUGGAACCCUAUUCUGGUGGUGAAAACGACUUCGCUCUUUGGCUGCAGGAGUUCGAGACGGUGGCCGAGGCUUCUAAGUGGACUAUUAAGCAAAAGUCACAAUAUAUCGUACUUUUUAUGAAGGGCUCGGCCAAAGAGAUCGCUAGGCAAGCCCUGGAGGAAGUUGAGGGCGAUCCAGCUGGUGCCUAUGCUCAUGUGGUUAGGGCCCUGGAUAGAGCGUACUCGCUCAAAACUCACGAGGCGUGGAAGCGUCUGACUCGCCGUGAGUGGCACAAGGAAGAUAGUGUUGAUGGUGUAUUAGCUGAAUUCCGCCGCUACCUUAGAGUGCUAGGGGUUACUACCACAGUGGCUGCUGAGAACAUCCUUCGUGAAAGCCUGAUUGCCACCCUGCCCGAAGACGUGCAGAAGGCCAUCCGGGUGUUCGAGGAGGAUGGGCGCCAGUUGCCUUUGGCUGAUGUUGUUGCUAAGGCUCGAGCUCAGCUGAAGACUUACUCUGGUGAGAAGAAGCUUGCUGCGGGUGCUGUCACUGGUGGUCAAUACUGUUAUAUCUGUAAGGCAACCGGCCAUAUUGCUGCAGAGUGUCGAGAGCGCGGAGCGACACGUCCUACCUCGAAGCCCAAAGGCAAGGGAAAGGGCAAAGGACCCCGAUGCUAUGCUUGUCAAAAGUAUGGUCACAUUGCAAGGGAUUGCAAAAACAAACAGAGCAAGGCCGGUGCUGCUAUUGAGAAGGAUUUUGUGCAGGCAGAGCAGCCGAUGGGCGGGGUUGUUCUGCAUAUGUAA
Messenger RNA from Perkinsus marinus ATCC 50983, 804 nucleotides. RefSeq lists its product as hypothetical. The transcript has a single exon. Gene Ontology annotation, molecular function: zinc ion binding; nucleic acid binding. The record is from RefSeq and is a predicted model, not a curated record. The coding region runs from base 1 to 804 and encodes 267 amino acids. Lineage: Eukaryota; Perkinsozoa; Perkinsida; Perkinsidae.